AUGUGGGAUUACAGCUUGGAAGGACGAGUCUUUGAUAUCGAGGGGCGCAAGCUCCAGAUUGAGGAGCAACUCACCGAGUCUUUGCUCAAAAUACGUUACGAACUGAACCCGAAAGAUUUUGAUUUCGAAGAUCCACGCGAGGUUAAGGAGAUCGCCGAGGAACGGUACUGCCACGAGGUUGAGGCUGCAAUACUCUUAGGUGAACGUGGACUCGGUCCAAAGUAUCGUACCCAUGAAACUCAAUACCAAGAAGAGUGGAUGCCUUUCCCCGGCGGCUAUAUCGAUUUCUUUGUCAUGCAGCUCCCUCCCGGUGAGAACGUUAACGAGAUCCAAGACGAGCUUACCAAUCGCCAGCUCGAAAGUAUCCGAACUCAGCUCGCGUAUAUCUUAGAGACGAUGCGCAAGAAUGGCUAUACACUGGUCCAGCAACACCCCAGCUUUCUUAACUACGAUGCCCGGACAAACAAGCUUUAUCUGAUUGACCUUGCGGACCUCGAUUUCACCAACCCGGAGACAUCGUACCCGAUCGAUGAGGAGAGCCCGUACGUGGAAGCGUUCAACAUCUGGCGUGCACCGUACAGUAAGUCUGAGAAAGGCUCGAAGUCGGGAAGAAUGCCGCCAUCCGGCCAGUCUACGAAGAAGGCAAAUCGGCCCCCAUGGAGAUCCUAA
This is a messenger RNA of Aspergillus nomiae NRRL 13137, 669 nucleotides long. RefSeq lists its product as uncharacterized. The coding region runs from base 1 to 669 and encodes 222 amino acids. The record is from RefSeq and is a predicted model, not a curated record. The transcript has 3 exons. Lineage: Eukaryota; Fungi; Ascomycota; Eurotiomycetes; Eurotiales; Aspergillaceae.